ACAGCUCAUCUUGAACAAGAUCAACCGGCUAUUCCCUAACGAUCGGAUCCUCUCUCAUUCAGUGUUCGCCGUUCGGCGAAAUCGGACGGUUAUCUUUCCAUUCUUCUUUAACCGCGAUCAACCACCAAUUUCUGCUCAAUGAAACGCUCAAUCCCUAUCAGUCGGGGAUUCCCCACCGACAUAUCAGCGCUGAGCGCGACUUGUUUGCUGUUGACCUGCUGUGGCUCGCCAGUCCAAGGAGCUGGAGUGGAGUGUGGAGUGAGGCAACUAACCCACCUGGGAUACAUCGCCCACGGGUACGAUGCCGUGGAAGGUGACUGGCCAUGGCACGCUGGAAUCUUCAUGAAUGUCCCGUCCGGUCCUCAGCGGUACAUCUGUGGUGGCUCGAUCAUCAGCGAGAACUUUGUGAUCACUGCUGCCCAUUGCACCGUCCCCAAUCGGAACAUCCUGGCAGCGGAUGACGUCUCGGUUCGUCUCGGGCUGCACAACCGAACAGGUCCAAGCGAGCACUCGAAAAUGUACGACGUGGUGGAGAUCAUACGACAUGAGGCCUUCAACAUGGACAACCUGAGGAACGAUGUGGCGUUGCUCCGAAUGGCGGAUGACAUCGAGUACUCGGACUACAUCCAACCGGUCUGCUUGUGGCCAGUUGAAAAGAAGAGCCUCAAUUCGAUCCUGAACAGUCGUGGAUACGUUGUUGGUUGGGGACUAGGUGAUACAAAAAAUUUGGCAGAACUUCUGCAAGAAGCCAAACUUGCAGCUGUAGAAUAUGAAACUUGUCUGAAGAGCCACCCGACGCACUUCCAAAAGCUGCUCUCCGACGACAAAAGCAGCUACUGUGCUGGAAAUCAAAACCAAACGAACGUUUGCAGUGGGGAUAGUGGCGGUGGCAUGUACUACAAUAUUGGCAGUUCGUGGUACAUCCGAGGAUUGGUCAGUACCGGUGUACGACCUGUAGACGACUCAGCAGCUUGCAAUCCCAAAGAGUACGUCAUCUUCUCCGAUAUUCCGUACUAUCUGGGGUGGAUCACAAAGCACCAAGAAAAUGUGAAGAAACGAAACCUGUUGAAUUUGGGAAGCUGUGGCUUAGAUACCUACAACGCUAGCUACCCAGAACAGGACAAGUCACUGUUUCUGCAGUAUCCAUGGGUAGCAAUGCUUGAGUUUAAGGUUAGAGGAUCCACUUCGAAUCUGACCAUGUGUAACGGAGCGCUCAUCCAUCCAAGGUUUGUCGUAACCGUGGGACACUGCGUGGACGAUUCAGCUUCCAAAUAUAAACUAACCUCCGUCCGCCUGGGAGAGUACAACUUCAAAACCAACCCCGACAAGGAGAAAGACGCCAAAGGCGUGGAACAGUCCACCUUCAUCCAGGUCAUCGACAUAGAAAAAGUGAUCCAGCAUCCGAUGUUCAACCAGCCACGCUACGACAACAACAUCGCCCUCCUAAAGCUCAAAACCCCAGCCGACACGGGCCGUCCCAACGUUCGACCCGUCUGUCUACCCACCCUGGAGGACUUCAACGAGGUGUACACGAUCGCCGGCUGGAAGCGGGUCGGCAAGCAGAACCACAUCAUCCGACGGGACAUUGUGGCGCUGGAGGAUUACGGUACGUGUCAGAGCAUCUACAGCAAGAUGAAGAUCAAGCUGAGCGGGGAGGGCAGUCACAUUUGUGGCACGUACCACCACAAGGAGCAGAUGGAUUGCUUCCACUACAUGGCCGGAGCACCGUUGCAGUACGUGAAGAAUGCUGACCGGAAGAAUCAGUACUUUUUGAAGGGGGUGUUUGCGUACGGAUUUCCCGGAUGUCAGCUGAACUACACGGAUGUGUUCAUGAGUGUUAACAAGUAUGCUUCGUGGAUUAAAAUGGUGGUUGAGCAGGAGGAAGGCCCCUUGUAAUGCGAGGAUUAAUGUCAUCAAUCAUCAGAUUUGGUUAAAAUAUAUAUUGAACUAGAUUCAAUUUAA
Culex pipiens pallens (northern house mosquito) is the source of this 1962-nucleotide messenger RNA. RefSeq names its product polyserase-2-like. The record is from RefSeq and is a predicted model, not a curated record. Gene Ontology annotation, molecular function: serine-type endopeptidase activity. Gene Ontology annotation, biological process: proteolysis. The transcript is spliced from 4 exons. The coding region runs from base 139 to 1896 and encodes 585 amino acids. NCBI's taxonomy places the organism in Eukaryota, Metazoa, Arthropoda, Insecta, Diptera, Culicidae.